This is a messenger RNA of Brienomyrus brachyistius, 1182 nucleotides long. RefSeq names its product transmembrane protein 236-like. Bases 1 to 1182 code for a protein of 393 amino acids. The transcript is spliced from 4 exons. NCBI's taxonomy places the organism in Eukaryota, Metazoa, Chordata, Actinopteri, Osteoglossiformes, Mormyridae. The record is from RefSeq and is a predicted model, not a curated record.
AUGGGCUCCAGGAAGGUGGUCAAAUUGGCCCUGUGUGAGGUGCUGCAGUUCAACGCACUGGUCGUGCCGCUCUUGGUGGUGAUGCAGAAGUUUGCGGCCGUCGUGUGGCACGUCCGCAGCAGUGCCAUGCUCUCAGGGGAUGCUAGCACCCCCUACUGGCUCAUCGUGGCUGUCUCCGUGGCUUACGUUACCACCGUGGCGCUGCUGGUCUGGGUGCCCAUGAAGUACCUGGUCUUCAAGAAGAGGAGGUUCUUGAUUGGCAGGAAGAAGUGGAGACCGGUGGCCCUGGCCUACGUGGUCUUGUCCACGCUCCCAUGCUUUGCCUUCCUCAUCGCGAGCGCCGAGGUACAGAUCAGCAGUGGCUUACGCCAUGACGCCUUCACAGAGCUCCCCGUCUCAUUGGUCCUGCUCUCCCUCAUUUGCAUUGACAUCACAGAGCGGAUUCGCCAGUGCCGUCUCACGGGCCAGGUUCAUCCUCCACAGAGGGACGCCGACAUUCCUUCCUCUCUGCUGACUGGUGUGGGCCCCCUGUCACCCCGGUCCCCCCAGCCUGCUGUGGCCCCAGGGGUUGUCAUGCUAGGUCAGGUGGAUGGCAGUCGCGAGCAGAACAUGGCCAACGGCAGACAGACUCCCGGAUCUCGGCUGGUACACAGCACAGGCUUGAACUUCAGGUCCGAUCCUAAUGGCACCAUUCCUGGCCUCUCUCUGUCUGGGAACCAGGGCAGACAGUAUAGCUCAGCCCCGGUGGCCCAGUUGCCCAUCUUGCCAGUCUACUACCCCCCGCAGUACGUAGUCUCGGGGCCUCUCCGCUUCCUGUCUGCAAGCGAUUCCCGGGCCGAAGUCUUCGUGGAUGGCUUCCUGUUCUGGCUGGACACAGUGGAGAUGGUACGGGCUGCGAUGCACCCCGUCGUCUUCUAUUCACGUUGGGUGUUCCCCAUCUACAUAUCCAGCUACCUGUCGAUACUCAGGGUUGUUGUCAUGCCUGGGAGCACCCUGCUGGCCACACUGGGGAUUGCACUGCAGGACAUCCCUUUCCUCUUUAUCCGCAUCGGUUUGGUCGCCAUAUUUGGCUUUGUGACGCCACUCUUAUACCUGCUGAAGAACCUGCUGCUCUCCCUGGCCUUCUUCUACUUCAAUUUCGUGACCAAGCUGAGAAUCUUUAACACGCAGAGUCUGUUUUAA